CGCUCUUAUCGCGUCUGUCUAAUCGUAAUCAGAUUGAGCAAAAAGUAAAAAAUAAGCAACUCUCCAUUAGUCACUAUCGGAGCUUCAACAAGGUUCGGUGAGGAGUUUCACGCUUAUUUGGACAUUUUUUUUCUUGCAACUAAAAUGGCAAUGGACAUCGGUGGCAAACUAUCCGCCACGCUCGAGUUCGACGGAAGUCUGGCAAGCUGGGAUGGGCUGGUGUCGAAAGGUGGCUACAAAUUUAAACGUGUCUGCGUGGACCAAAUCACCCCCGUAAUGCUGCGCCAACUUUACGAGAAGCAUACAAAAAUUGAGGAAUUGCGCAUCGCUGGGACAGCUUUGGAGGGGAAGGAUCUGGAUGAUAUUGGUAACCAUCUCCGGAGGUUGAAAGUUCUCCACAUUAAGGUGGAGAAAGAUGACCACCAGAUGGUCACCUUUUUCGAGAGACUUUCAAAGUUGAGACACCUGAAAAUGGAAUCCGACGGAGAGAGCGGAAUGUAUGGAGGCUACAAUUGGUUAAACUUCAGCAGUCAAUUUCAUCCUUUAGAGGUUCUCGAACUGGACAAUAUGGCGCAGAGCAACCCGGGUUUGUCGUGGUGCAAUUGGUUUGAACAUUUUCCAUAUCUUAAAACGAUUAAACUAAAAAAUUGCGUCCUAAACCAUUGGAUCGACUUCAUAGCCCAAAUAAGCUGGCUGGAAAAGCUUGAUUGUCUGGUGCUGGACGGAGUUUACGACCGAAUCGGUACGUUUGGAAAUCACCCGAAAAAUCCCAACCCAAACAACAUCAAAGUUUUGAAGGUGAGGGGGGAUACAAUGUUGGCUAGAGAGCUGGCAGCACUGCUGGAAGGCUGUCCGAACUUGGAGAAAGUCUAUUUACUCAAUAUGGACGUAACACAGCGUGAUGUGCUUGAAGUUCUUCAGCGUAAAGGGGAGAAUUUCGAUGGCUUUUUGUUGAAUGACAACGAAGUUUGGUCGGAUGCAACUCUGGAAGAUGUCAAAUGCAUUAUUGAUAGAUGUAAAGAUUUGUCAAAAUCCUACCAAUUGUAAGUUGUGAUUUUGUUGAACUGUAGUCUUAUUUUACGUAGAAUAAAUAUAAAGGAAAUAUAAAAAG
This is a messenger RNA of Culex quinquefasciatus (southern house mosquito), 1111 nucleotides long. RefSeq lists its product as uncharacterized. Lineage: Eukaryota; Metazoa; Arthropoda; Insecta; Diptera; Culicidae. The transcript is spliced from 2 exons. The record is from RefSeq and is a predicted model, not a curated record. Bases 145 to 1047 code for a protein of 300 amino acids.